This is a messenger RNA of Rotaria sp. Silwood2, 1017 nucleotides long. Lineage: Eukaryota; Metazoa; Rotifera; Eurotatoria; Philodinida; Philodinidae. The record is from the annotation of a GenBank genome assembly.
AUGGGUGAAGGCUUUUGUUCAUUAAAUUCCACGAUAUCAUCUAACUGUUCAUCAUGUUUUUAUGGACCUUUUUGUCAAUUUAGUACAGCAUAUUAUGGUAUUAUAUCAUUACAAACUUUAUUAUGUUCAUUUGAAUACAUUCCAAUUAGUAUACUUAUUAGUAUUCUUUUUGUCGGUAGUGUAUGUAAUUUGUUAGCUAUCGGCACAUUUUGUCAAUCGAAAGCACGUGAAAUGGGUAGCGGUAUUUAUCGUCUAUGGAUUUCAAUUAUAGGACAAUGUGGUCUAACAGUUGUUGUUAUUCAUAUACUUAUGGAGCAAAAUAAUAGUGAAAUGAUAGGUUGUUUCAUUUUAGAAUAUCUACGUAAAGUCCUUCAUGCUUUAUAUGAUUCAUUAACAGCAUGUACAACAUUAGAACGAACAAUCGUUAUCUUUCAAGGUAUUACAUUUAAUAGAAUGCGUAGUCGACGAUUAUCUAAAUUGAUAAUACCUAUAUUAAUAUUAUAUCAUUUUGUUAGUAUUGUUUAUGAACCAUUUUCUCGUCAAUUAAUUUAUUCACUAAAUCGAUAUUGGUGUAUAUUGGAAUUUUCUAAUUAUUCAAUUGUUAUUCAUCAAAGUAUAACUAAUAUAUGUCAUUUUAUUUUGCCUUAUUUUAUUAAUUUAAUUUCACCUAUCAUUUGGGUUUUGGCUUUAACAAAAAGUAAAUCAACAUUAAAUAAAAAUUUUUCAACUUGGAUCAAUUUAAAAAAUGUUUUAUGUACUUACAAACACACAAUUAUCAGUUGUUAUAUCCUUGUUAUUCAAAAUACACCUCGUUUUAUCUUUACAUUUUAUUUAACUUGUAUUAAAUUACAAUGGCAAAAUAAAGCUUAUAUCACUGCUUAUUUUCUUUCAUUGGUUCCGCUUAUGUCUAAUCUAUUUAUUUUUGUUUUACCAUCACCAAAAUAUCGACUAGAAUUUUUCGGUUUAGUUCAACGUAUCAUCAAAUAUCGAUAUAGAUUACAAUAUAUACCAACGUAG